This is a messenger RNA of Astrephomene gubernaculifera, 1726 nucleotides long. The record is from the annotation of a GenBank genome assembly. Lineage: Eukaryota; Viridiplantae; Chlorophyta; Chlorophyceae; Chlamydomonadales; Astrephomenaceae.
AGACUAUACACUAAUGAUUGAGGUUUCAAGCAGGGCAAGCGAAUGCAAUUAACCGAGUGCAUCCGGUUACAGUAAGCCAACAUGAGCAAAGUACCAGCGGCGGCCGAGGGCCCUCAGCCAGAACUGAGCCAUAGAAUCUUAGCUGCAGCUGGCGCUUCAGUUGUAUCGGCGUUGCUAGUGAAUCCUCUAGAUGUAAUUAAGACACGUGUUCAGGCUUCUUCUAUGGUUGUGGACCGUCCCCUACCCAGCUGCUUACUCACCCGCGUCUCUGGCAGGUAUCCAGCCAGAUGGGUGCGGCCGCCAUCCGUAUCCGACUGCCAGUCAACAAAGCUUCCAGCCAUCCCAGCCACCGGCUGCACCACAGCCAUCGGGACUUGUAGCUCGCUACACCACGGCGACGCUGCCUCGCAGCUGCACCGGCUGCUGCAGGGGCGGGUGCCCAUGUCAUCAUGUGCAUGCGCUCUCAAGGUUGCGGACCUAGGUCCCGGCAGCCUGGGCACCCCGGAGAGGUGUCUCAACCGCAGCCCCUACCGCCCCCCAACAGCUCGAGGAGUGCUACGAGACAUCCUACGCAAGGAGGGCGUGUGGGCGUUGUGGCGUGGUACCGACACCGCCAUCCUCGCCAGCAUACCCAUGGUGGGUGUCUACAUGCCGCUGUACGACCACCUCCUGCAACGUACGACAGCCCUCAUGGAGCCGUACUACGCCCCCGCGGUGGCUGGAUCCGCUGCUCGUACCCUGGCGGUGCUCCUGGUGGGCCCUCUGGAGCUGGUGCGGACCCGGCAGCAGGGCAGCGCAGGGGGCUCACGAACCGCCUGGGCGGCGUUGCGGGAGACGUUGCGGGAGACCGCUGCGGCGGCGCCAGCGGCGGCAACUGCAGCUAGUGCCGGUGCCGUACCGGCAAGCGUUGCUGCCGCUGCUGCUGCUGCCAGCGCUGGCGCCUCGGUCGUUGGCUGUAGUAGAUCAGGGAGUGUGAUGGGGUCAGGAGGACGGGCGCUGCCGGCACCGGCAGCAGGAGCAGCGGCACCCUCGACGUUGCAGUGUGCUUGUGUUACCGGUGGAAGGCCAACGGUCGGGCCAGCAACAGCAGCAGCAGCAGCAACAGCAGCAGCAGCAGGCAGUGCAUCAGCGGCGGCAUCACCAUCAACAGCAGCAGCAGCGACACCAGCAGCAGCAGUACAUGGUACAACAGGAGGUGGGAGUACGGCAGGGUUGCUGCGAGGGUUGCCGCGGCUGUGGACGGGGGUGGGCGCUACGCUAGCCCGCGAUGUGCCCUUCUCCGCCCUCUACUGGGCGCUAGUGGAGCCGCUGAGGGGCGGUCUGCUGGCGCAGUGGGGCCGGGCGGCAGCGGGGGCGCCGGACUUCCCACCCUCGUUAGAUCAGCAGCAGCAGCAGCAGCAACUGACACCGACGCACAGUCCCAGCAGCCCCCACCAGCACCAGCAGCAGCAAGACACCACCCCGCACCUAUCUCAGCAGCAGCAACAACACCAGCAGAACCAGCAUCAUGCCCCUCCUCCAGGACAGCAACAACACCAGCCCCAUCACAUGCACCAGCAGCAGCACCACCAGCCCCAGCAGCACCCCCCCUCGGGUCGAGCCGUGCUGGCCGCCAACCUCAUCGCGGGCAGCACGGCGGGGGCCCUGGCCGCCGUCAUCACCACUCCCUUUGACGUGGUGAAGACGCGGCUGCAGGUGGGCGAUGUGCGCAGCGGGGUGACGGGGG